CUGAGUCUGCCCCAAGCCAGCAUGAUCCUGACAUUGCUGUUUGGCCUGGGGGGGGCCCUGGGCUGGGGGAUGCUGGGGACCUGGGCGCAGGCCCCUGGUGCCAGUUUCUCUGAUCCACACAGCCCCCAGCCACCUGGGGUCUGGAGGGCAGAGGCGGAGGACGCCGGCGGGGACCCUGUCAGACGUAACUGGUGCCCCUACCAGAAGUCCAGACUGGUCACCUUCGUAGCUGCUUGCAAAACCGAGAAAUUCCUCGUCCACUCACAGCAGCCAUGUCCGCAGGGGGCUCCGAACUGCCAGAAGGUCAAAGUCAUGUACCGUGUGGCCCACAAGCCGGUGUACCAGGUCAAGCAGAAGGUGCUGGCCUCUGUGGCCUGGAGAUGCUGCCCAGGCUUUGCGGGCCCCGACUGCCAGCACCACGAUCCCACGGCAAUCCCUGAGCCUGAAGGUCCAGGUGAUAGCCUCCAGGAGGCUUGGGAUGGACUAAUGGACUUUGAAUCUGGUCAUCCAGCUGCAGAGAUCCGCAACACAGUGGAGCGGCAGGAACGCCGACUGGGAGAUCUCCAGAAUGACAUCCAUCAGAUGGCAGACAGCCUCCCAGGCCUGUGGGAAGCCUGGGCAAGCAACCUCACGGUGGCAACAACUGAGGCAAAUCAAACAGAGCUUGAGUUUCCAGGCAGAUCCUUGGAGCAAGCGCUAUUGCCCCACAUCAACACCUUCCUGCAAGGACAUCUCAGCCCCAUGUGGAGAAGCUUCAACCAAAGCCUGCACAGCCUCUCCCAGGUCAUAAGAAACUUAUCUCUUGACGUGGAGGCCAACCGACAGGCCCUCAAGAGGGUCCAGGAGACCUCUGUGGCCAGAGCUGACUUCCAGGAGCUUGGUACCAAAUUUGAGACCAAGGUCCAGGAGAACGCCCAGAGGGUGGGCCAGCUGAGGCAGGACGUGGAGGACCGCCUGCACACCCAACGCCUGUCCCUGCACCAGUCCCUCUCAGAGGUCCAGACUGACGUGGACAUCAAGUUGAAGAAGCUCCUCAAAGCCCAGGAGUCUGUGGGGAUCAAUAGCAGCCUGGUCUUGGCAGCAGCAGGGGCAGCAGCAAGGCCAGAGCCAGAGAGCCUGAACGCCAGGCUGGGCCAGCUGCAGAGGAACCUGUCUGCCCUGCAUGUGGCCACUGCCCACAGGGAAGAGGCGUUACAGAGCACCCUGGCAGACAUGAAGGCCACUCUGGCCCGGCACGUGGAUGAGAUCAAGGAGCUGUACUCGGAAUCUGAUGACACCUUCGAUGAGAUCAGCAAGGUGCAGCGGCAGGUGCAGGAGCUGGAGGUGAACCACACGGCGCUGCGAGAGCUGCGCGUGAUCCUGAUGGAGAAGUCACUGAUCAUGGAGGAGAACAAGGAGGACAUGGAGCGGCAGCUCCUGGAGCUCAACCUGACCCUCCAGCACCUACAGGGCGCCCACGCGGACCUCAUCAAGUACGUCAAGGACUGCAACUGCCAGAAGCUCUACUUUGACCUGGAUGUCAUCCGGGAGGACCAAAGGGACACCACGCGAGCCCUGGAGGAGACCCAGGUGAGCCUGGACGAGCGGCGCCAGCAGGAGGGCUCCUCCCUGCAGGCUCUGAGCGACACGGUGGCCUCCCUGACACUGGCUGUGAACACGCAGCAGGCAGAGGGUGAGCGGGCUCAGGCUGAGGCGGCACGGCUCCGGAGCCAGCUGCGCGCCCUGGGCGGCAAGGUGAGCGCGCUGCGGGCCGCUGAGACCGAGAUCCGCCGUGAGAUCCGCCAGCUGCACAGCUCCUUCUCCGCCCUGCUGGAGGACGCGCUGCGGCACGAGGCCGUGUUGGCCGCUCUUUUCGGGGAGGAGGUGAUGGAGGAGAUAUCCGAGGAAGGGCCUGGCACGCUGCCCCUGCGCUACGAACAGAUCCGCGUCAGCCUGAUGGACGCGGCCAGCGGGCUGCAGGAGCAGGCUUUAGGCUGGGAUGCGCUGGCCGCCAGGGUGACUGCCUUGGAACAGUCCUCGGGGGCCCGCCGGCAAACCGCGCGUUUGGAGCCCAGCCGGGACGCUCCACCAGAGGAGGUGGGUGGGCUGGACCUGGCUGGGCUGGCGCAGGAGCUCCAGCGCCUGAGCUCGGACAUGGAGAGUGUGGGUCGGUGCUGUGAGGCCUCCUGGGUCUCCUCCCUCAACAGCUCCCUCGAGGGCCUUCGCGGGGAGCUCUCCACGACUGAGCGCGGCUUGGAGAGGCACCAGCACCUCUUCCACAGCCUCUUUGGGAACUUCCAAGGGCUCGUGGCAGCCAACGUCAGCCUGGACCUGGAGAAGCUGCAGGCCAUGCUGAAUAGGAAAGGGAAGAAGCAGCAGAAAGGCCUGGAAGCUCCCAAGAGGAGGGAUCGGAAGCAAGUGGACUCUUCAGAGGAUGUGCGUGUCAAAGGACCAGCGCUUUGGGAGGCAGGCUACCCUGUGGCCUUCUACGCCAGCUUUUCAGAAGGGACCACUGCUCUGCAGACAGUGAAGUUCAACACUGCUUACAUCAACGUCGGCAGCAGCUACUUCCCUGAACACGGCUAUUUCCGAGCCCCUGAGCGUGGGGUCUAUCUGUUUGCAGUGAGCAUUGAAUUUGGCCCAGGGCCAGGCACCGGGCAGCUGGUGUUUGGAGGUCACCAUCGGACCCCUGUCUAUACCACUGAGGAGCAGAGGGGUGGGAGCCCAGCAACAACCUUUGCUAUGGCUGAGCUGCAAAAGGGUGAGAGAGUGUGGUUUGAGCUAACCCAGGGAUCGAUAAUGAAGAGAAGCCCGCCAGGCACUGCAUUUGGGGGCUUCCUGAUGUUCAAGACCUGAGUACCAAGCACAGCUCUGACCAGACACUGUGGACUUGUCCCGCUCUCCUUGGCCUGGGGCUCAGGCCAGGGUUGGUCUGGAGGCCAUCCAGGUGGUCUAGCUUUUCCCUGGAAACCUUCUGCAAAGACAACAUGGUAUUUGUGGCCUCUCUCUAGACGCACUGGGUCUGGCUGUCUCUUAACGAUGAGGAAGGCUGGGGCGCUCCUCUCCAGGCAGGGCCUGGGCCGGGGCGUGUGCUCCGGCUCGGCCUGCCUCUGAGGCAGCAGGGCUUCGGCUCUAGUUCUUGGCCCUACCCUACCCUGCGUUUGGCAGUGUUUUGGUGUCUUGCUCCUCCUGUGGUUGGAAACUUACAUACAACACUUUAAACCUUUCUCCUGCUUCCUCUUCAUCCUAUGCUAGAAAAUCAUUCUUUCCCAAAAAGAAUGUGUCUAAAUGGAAGUGACGUUUGGGACAAUACCGGAAGCUACUCUCUACCUACUGCGGUAGGAGGAAAGCAACUGCUUGGUGACUAUCAGUCAAAAGUGGAGACAGAAGACCUGGCUGAGCUAACCAAGGGAGACACUGAUUAGUACCACUGCCUUAGUUUCAGGCCUUCCUUGAAUUUACCUUGUAACUUCACUCCCUUUUCUUCCUGCCUCAUACAGGGUAAAGGCCAAGCCAGGACAAACAUGAACUGAAAGCGUACAGCCUCUACUUUUGCUUUCUCCAAUAGCUUAUGACCACCCCGGUUCUUAUUAUCAUUUCUCAACAGGAAAGUAGCUGAGAGAAGAGAAGGAAGAUGGUAAAAUCUCCCUCAAUGAAUUAUCAGCUUUGGAAUAAGGUGAUGCCCUUCAGGUCCGGCUGGUUUGCAAAACAAACCAGUAUGGAGAAUGAAAAAUUUGGUGAAGUAGGUAGAAAUGUGGGGCAAAGUCAAACUACUUGGGAUGUGAUUUCACUGAAACACGCAGAGGCUGCUGCAGUAUCCGCAGAAUACUGAAUUACACAGUGCAGCUUAGAGCUGUAACUAUUCCUACAGUAUCAAUGCAUGGUUUUCAGAAAGUUACAGACCCUGGAGAACAGGCUUGAGGAAACAGCAUCUACGUGUCAGGAAACAUUUUCACUUUGGUAGUAGCUGUUUGUUAUUUGUUGGAUAUACCUUUGUCCAUAAGAAAACCAGACUGGUCUAGGUGAUGAAAAAGGACAGAGUUGCCUGUGAGAGUUAACAAGGUUCCUGGCCUCUCUCAUUGUUUCCCAGGGAUCCUGAAUUCAAAUAAUUUGCCCCUCAGAAUUUAUUUGCCACUAAGCUUGGUGUGCUCAAUGUGCUAUACUAUCUGUGUUACAAGGAACAAUAUGCCAGGCUACCUUGGGGUAAAUCACAAGCACUCUUGAACUUUUCCACCUGUGUAUGAGGUGGUUGGUCUAACGACUCUAAACAUGCUGGUGUUUUAUUACCUCGAACACAGGUUCAACUCUCGACUCCUUUGCCCUUCCUUCUGGCCGGGGCCUCCUGCCUCCUGCCGCUCAGCCGUAAGAGUAAUCCCGACUCCAGAUAUGACAUAUUUCAGCCACUCCUGGCCAAAGAUGGGAAAGCCAGUACCGGGCCACCCUUGCUGCUGGAAGACCAGGCUGUGUCUUCUCUUUGCUAAGUCCUGCUGUUACUGGUCAGGCUGUGCUGAUGACGAAGUGAGACAUUUAGGGCAAUACAGCCUUACCAUUUAAGCCUUUCAUUUGGAAUUUACUGCAUAUAAUAAGCAGAGUGAACUGAUAUCCUCUAUAAGGGGCACAUGUCCUUCAACCUGCACAUGGCUGGUGCUAUUUAACAGGGAGGUCAUAAAUGAAAAGUGCUAACUGGUAAACUCUUCCAAAAUCAUGGAUAAAUCACUCCUGAAGUUUCUGGGGUAAGAACUGGAGACAACGGUUCUUUCAGAUAGAGUGCUUUCCAUGCAAAUUCCACAAGAUCUUAAUAUCAAGUAUAAAUUUUCUGUUUAAAUACUUCGGUAACUAGGACC
Molecule: messenger RNA, 4823 nt
Organism: Budorcas taxicolor (takin)
Lineage: Eukaryota; Metazoa; Chordata; Mammalia; Artiodactyla; Bovidae
Gene: MMRN2
Product: multimerin 2
Exons: 7
Coding region: 22-2835 (937 amino acids)
Biological process (GO): negative regulation of cell migration involved in sprouting angiogenesis; negative regulation of vascular endothelial growth factor receptor signaling pathway
Molecular function (GO): protein binding
Source: RefSeq, a predicted model, not a curated record